AUGGUGUCUGAUAGCUUCUCUUGGGUUCUCAGUGGAGUUUACGCUCCUUGCGACGAAAGACUUAGAGUUUCUCUCUGGGAAGAAUUGGGGGUUGUUAGAGAAACUUGGCAGCUUCCUUGGUGCAUAGGAGGUGACUUCAAUGAAGUUCUUCGUAUGCACGAAAGGUCAGGAACUCAAAGAAUGACAUCAGGUAUGCGACAAUUUACUGAAUUUGUUGAUAAACAUGAGCUAGUUGACUUACCAAUGUCAGGGGCUAGGUUCAGUUGGCAGCAUGGAGAAAACAGUGAUAGAUUCAGCAAGAUAGAUAGAUUCCUAAUCUCUUUGGACUUUGAUCUCCAUUUCCCAUCCAUUCCUUCAUCUGUGUUGGGAAAACCUUUGUCAGAUCAUGAUCCCAUCAAAUUUGUUUGUGAUCUAUCUGAUUGGGGGCCUUCUCCAUUUCGGUUUGAAUUCAUGUUUCUUGAAGAUCCUAAUAUUCUUGUUCUUAUGGAGCAAUGGUGGAAUUCCUUUUCUUUUCCAGGUUCAGCUGGUUUCGUUGUAGCUAAAAAGUUGCAGGCUUUGAAACUGAAAAUAAAUGAGUGGAAUAGACUUGUUUUUGGAAGAAUUGAUAGGCAACUUGAAUAA
Messenger RNA from Papaver somniferum (opium poppy), 621 nucleotides. RefSeq lists its product as uncharacterized. The transcript has a single exon. Bases 1 to 621 code for a protein of 206 amino acids. The record is from RefSeq and is a predicted model, not a curated record. NCBI's taxonomy places the organism in Eukaryota, Viridiplantae, Streptophyta, Magnoliopsida, Ranunculales, Papaveraceae.